AUGGCGACCCCUUCACCCGCAGCCGUCAACCACCCUGGCGCUAGACCCGGCCUGCGCUUGAAUAAGGACCUAGACCAGUUGCUUCAGAUUGACGAGGUCGAGACUCCCUCGUUGCCCAUGAGAAAAUUCCUCAAGGCAACCCUGGAAAGCCCCCAUCUGCCCGGCCAGCCUCGUAUCCGUCUGAAUCCAGCCGUCGACGCCGACCCGGACGAAUUGCUCCAAUACUUGCGGAACUGUCACCUCACCGACGAGCUUGAUGGACUGCUGCCCUUUACCAAGUACAUCUUCGUCCAAACGCCUUCGUACAGGCACAUUAUGCCGCUGCAUCACAAUAAAGCCCAUGAUCGAAAGGUUGUCGUCGAUGAGCAUCCUGGCCUGCAUCUGCUGUGGUACUAUGAUAGGAUCUUCAUCAAACCCAUCCCGGCCUACUUCUACUCAAAGGUCUUCUGGGACUACCUCGAGACUGCCGAUCCACAAGUCCACAAAGCUGCUCUAGGCUUCAUGCGAAGUUACUACUUUCUCAUCCAGUAUCAGAUCGAUUUCAACCAAGCCUGCGAAAUGAGUCUCGUUCCCAAAAAGCCCCGCCAAGGCAAUCACCCCACAUAUGAAGAAUUCUACGCCUUCAUAGCCCAGUUCAAGGAUGUCGAUGACGUCCACACAUGCAGACGUUAUCACUUUGGCGAACUCCGCUUAACGCGCAUCGACAAAGCCGUCAUGCUCUUCAGCGGCCACCUAGCCUAUUUUCACAUCUAUCCUCAGUGGGGCUCAUUCCUGAAGCAUAUAUUUGCGCCUCUUUUCACCAUCUUCGCCGUUGUUUCCGUCGUGCAGGUCGCUCUGGCCGCGCAACAGAUCACCAGCGGUAGCACUUCAUCUGACUGGAAGGCUUUUAUCAGCGUCACUCUGUUCUUUCCCAUUGGCAUCAUGUGCCUGGUUGUCGUUGUUGUCGCCGCUGGCUUCAUAGGAAUCCUCAUCAUGUGUGUCAAGGACUUGGUUUGGGCAAACAGGGUCAGGCGACAGAAGAAUGAUGGCGACCAGGGAGCCGGAGAAAAGAGCUAUGGAAUGAUUUGGUAG
Molecule: messenger RNA, 1071 nt
Organism: Hirsutella rhossiliensis
Lineage: Eukaryota; Fungi; Ascomycota; Sordariomycetes; Hypocreales; Ophiocordycipitaceae
Exons: 2
Coding region: 1-1071 (356 amino acids)
Source: RefSeq, a predicted model, not a curated record